AUGCCAGAGGAUUAUCCUGAGUUGGUGGAGAACUACUGCCGGAACCCAGACUGGAAAGGGGGCACCAUUUGGUGCUACACAAUGGACCCUGACACCCGCUGGGAGUACUGCCGCCACCCUGCAUGCCAUUUCGCCUGCAUGGGAAAUUCUGGAUCUGAGUACCACGGAAACGUCUCUGAGACGAUACGUGGGAAGACUUGUCAGCGAUGGGAUGUCGACGUUCAUAUGCAUAAAUACAAGCCAGAGAAGUAUACUGAGUUAGUGGAGAACUACUGCCGCAAUCCUGGAGGGGAUGAGCCCGGCUUGUGGUGCUACACAACGGACCCUAACACCUACUGGGAGUUCUGCUGCAAUCCGGCAUGCCCUUGA
Molecule: messenger RNA, 369 nt
Organism: Branchiostoma floridae (Florida lancelet)
Lineage: Eukaryota; Metazoa; Chordata; Leptocardii; Amphioxiformes; Branchiostomatidae
Product: plasminogen-like
Exons: 2
Coding region: 1-369 (122 amino acids)
Molecular function (GO): endopeptidase activity; signaling receptor binding
Source: RefSeq, a predicted model, not a curated record